CUCUGCUCAUGAUCCAUCAUGGAAGAGCCAAUAGUCGACGCUGAUGAUAAUCAUCCGCAUCGUAGACGUAGACGGGGGAAGGGAAAGGGUAAAGAUAUCAGUUCUUCUGGUAUAGCUCCCGUUCCACCCUCCACUUCGGUUGAGGAAGAGCUGGAUCAACCCCAAGCGGGAUCGUCCAAGCUGCCUCUGACUUCAGAUCAGGAAGUAUCCUCGUUGGGAGCACCUGGUAAGGUAGUAACAAAAAGAAAGAAGUCAAAAGAUCGACACAAACUGGGGGGUGAAAAUUUUCCGGGUGAUCCAAAAUUUGCUGAAUGGGAAUGUAUCCCCAUCGCUCGUAACGACGUCUCAUCUGUCCCUCCCAUAUGGUCAAAAGAUGGCAAAUUCUUUCACGUAGUAUCUGGGACUUCAAUACAUAUUCACUCUUACUCAGCACCACACUUUCCUCGACUCUCGACUCUCUCAAGUACUGUUCGUGAUGGUCAUCAAAAGCCUAUCACAGCACUCAUUCUUUCCCCCAUAAACCCGUUUCAACUCAUCACCGCUUCCUUAGACGGAACCGUAAAAAUUUGGGAUUGGGUCGAAGGGAGGCUCGUGCGCACUAUCCCUGUCGUCCAAGAUGGGGGCGUACAUCAAUUAUGUGCCGGUCAGGUUGGCGGGUCUUGGUGGUUGUUUCUCACGACGUCCACACGAAAAGCCAGUUCUAAACAACAAAACGGAGGGCUAAACUACCACAUACACCGAAUCCUUCUGUCUCCAACCACGAAGGAAAAGACCAACAUUUCCAUCGUUUCCAAAUUGUCAAAAGCGCCAGUGGCACUUUUCAUCUCCCCCCGUAACACCUAUCUCGUCGCAUUAGCUGCUAACAAGGCGUACACUUUUCGAUUACCAUCCAAUCCGUCUCAAACGAAAGAUUGGAAUAUGACGCAAGUCAAAUUUGUGUCCAAUCAAAAUUUCACAUGUGGUGCCUUUGCCCCUGAAAGUCUCCUCAAUAAAGAAAAGGGUGAAGAAUGGUUCGCCACGGGUGACGACCACGGUCUUAUUCGUCUUUGGCAUGGCUUAGACGAAGCGUUUCGGCAACUGAAUGUUGCAGCCAGGUCCGACGCCACACCGGACUCUCUCUCCCAAACAGACAAGCGCCUUCCAACGACGUCAUUGCAUUGGCAUGCCCAUGCGGUGUCAGCGAUCGCUUUCACGGGGACUGGAGCGCAGCUGUUGUCUGUGGGCGAGGAGAGCGUCUUAGUUCAGUGGCAUCUUGCCUCCGGCAGACGGGAGUUUGUGCCUCGCUUGGGUGGGAAGCCUAUUGUCAGUCUUAGCGUCAGACCGGGGACAAGGGGGCAUGAAGAGGAAUGGUGGGUGACAAUGUUGGAUGGCAGCACCGUCAGAGUGGGCUCCGCCUCGGGUAAUAUCAAUAAUGUUGGGUCAGCUAUCAAAAUAGAUCCCUUACAUCCACCCUCAAAUCCUGGUCGAUAUCCCCUGGCUGUUCACCCAGCUAAUGGCGCCGUUGUCCUCCCUUCUUCUCACCCAUCCACUUUGCAAUUCAUCGAUCCUGCUACGUCCGUGGUGUCCUUCGAUCUCGAGGUGGCUCCGUCAAAUCGCGUAUCCAAAAGAGACGAAACUCCUCUUGAUCCCGUGGCCGUGGAGCAUGUCGUUUUCUCCCCCGCUUUAGAUGGCCGGUCUAAAUGGAUGACUACUGUUGAAGGGCGAAGAGGAAACGAUGACGAAGGGGGCAUGGUCAAAACUCUCAAAUUUUGGCAGUGGACGGGAGAGAAGUACGUACUCAACACAAUAUUUCCCCGUCCGCACGGGACGAGUGAUGUGUCGUCUUUGUGUUUCUCAUCAGUGACGAAAGCCCAAGUGGUAGCGGGACAGAUGCCGCUACUGGUGACGACCAGCGUGGAUGGAGAGGCGAAGGUAUGGCAUGCUCGUCAGGCUAGGAAAAGCGAGCAAGUCUAUUGGUCUCUGCGUUCGACGUUCUCAUAUCGGUCAAUGCCAAUCUACUCCGCCUCCGUCUCAGCCGACUCGACCAUCCUCGCACUUGCUCACGGACCUCUAGUCACACUAUGGGACCUCUUCAGUAACGUUCUUCUUAGAGUGCUCGACAGCGGUGCUUUCGGUGAAAGUCAACGAGUGGGCUUUGCGGGACCUGAAAGUCGUUAUCUCGUCUGCGCUGGUGCUACUCAAGGUUUGGCAGUGUGGGAUCUGCUGAUCUGCGAGACACUCUGGUCAGCUCCGACCAAAGCUCUAAAUCACCUCUUUACAUCAACAUCAUCCUCAGAUUUUCAAAUACUUUCUCAACCUGGAAGUAAACGAACCCUCAUCACAUCCUUUUCUCCAACAACACCCCGACCUCUCAGCACGACCUCCAUCUCACAGACGUUCUCCGCCGUCUGUCAAUCGCGAAACUCUGGCUUCAUCGGAAUUUCGUCAAAUAGUACAAUCUAUCAAUUCGGUCCGUCCAUUUCUGCUAAGACGCAAGCGUCCCAGGUCCGUGCGGUCCAGCCGACGUCAGAGAAGAAAUUAUCGAUAUGGCAAGAGAUGUUCGGAAAAGCUGCUUUCUUUGACGACUUAACAGUUUCCGAACUAGAAAGAGGCACUUCUCAGACAGCGACGACACAGGCGUCAGGCUCACGUAUGGAUAUCUGGGAAGGCCCAAGUCAUACGCUUCCACCUACAGGUAUGCUCUUCGAUGCGUUCAUGGAUAAAUUUCUGUCCUCUCGGCCUGUGGAAGAAGACACCCGCGACGAGAUAGAUGUGAGACGUGAUGCGAUCUCAUAUGACGUACCAAUGGACGAGACAUCUGAUCUGGUCUUACCCACCGUCUCCUCCCAAGGUAGGAUUCCGGAGAAAGGGGAGAUGGAAGAAUUGCAAGAGUUAUUCAGAAGUUUUGUGAUCAAGCCUGUUGGUACACCCGAUAAACGUGUGAACGGUAAAGUCAACGGCAAACCGAAUGGUCACACCAAUCAUGUCAACCUUCUUUCACCACCGUCAAGUUCUCUACUUGUCAGUUCAAACGAUGAGGACACUCGAGUGGAUCCUAUUCCCAUCACACCCGAUACCACAUUUUCAACGACAAACGGUCUUGUGUCAGAUGACGAGAGAGUGUUGACUGCUGGGAAGAUGAAGGGAAGGGGGAAGAAACGUAGAGCGCCGAGGGAAGAUGAUUAGGAUAUGAAAUUUCUUGAUAUUCAGCUUGGAGAUGAUAAGGGUACAGAGAGAGAGAUAUAGCAUAGCAUAGCAUUGAAAUGCAUGUGACGUGUGCAUCGCUUUG
Messenger RNA from Tremella mesenterica DSM 1558, 3268 nucleotides. RefSeq lists its product as uncharacterized. Gene Ontology annotation, cellular component: nucleolus. The coding region runs from base 19 to 3165 and encodes 1048 amino acids. Gene Ontology annotation, biological process: positive regulation of rRNA processing; positive regulation of transcription by RNA polymerase I. Gene Ontology annotation, molecular function: RNA binding; protein binding. The record is from RefSeq and is a predicted model, not a curated record. NCBI's taxonomy places the organism in Eukaryota, Fungi, Basidiomycota, Tremellomycetes, Tremellales, Tremellaceae. The transcript has 7 exons.